Messenger RNA from Colletotrichum destructivum, 2547 nucleotides. Its product is annotated as Putative ferric reductase, NAD binding domain, ferric reductase transmembrane component-like protein. Gene Ontology annotation, cellular component: plasma membrane. Bases 143 to 1945 code for a protein of 600 amino acids. Lineage: Eukaryota; Fungi; Ascomycota; Sordariomycetes; Glomerellales; Glomerellaceae. The record is from RefSeq and is a predicted model, not a curated record. Gene Ontology annotation, biological process: intracellular iron ion homeostasis; copper ion import; iron ion transport. The transcript is spliced from 6 exons. Gene Ontology annotation, molecular function: ferric-chelate reductase activity.
GGUCGUGUCCUUCCAGAACAUCUAAAGAUAUGUAGAGACUUCGGAGCAAACAGUUUCAUACAACUUGCGGCUCUCUGUUUCUCUCUCUGUUUACCCACUGCCUUCUCGACAGUAACGAUUCUUCUAUCACCAGCCCGUCAACAUGUCUCUUCCGUGGCUGACCCAGCCCGUCAUGCUGCACUCGAGCCGAGACGCGGGCACCUGCUCUAUGACACCCGAGCAGUGCGCUCUCAAGACCGGCUACUGGGUCUUUUGGUACGAGGCCGACCACCGAUACGGGCUGCCGACCGUCGCCCUAUUCCUCGCCGUCAUACUCUUUGUCGCCGUCGGUGGCUUCGCGGCGACCUAUGCGCCAAAAUCGUUGCGACGCAGGCCGCUCUGGUCGCGGCUUGUAUCACUGGGCCGUCUGAUGGCCUACAAGAACUGGCGUCUUGGUUCCUGGAACAGCCAGUCGCUGGGCACCUACGUCCUCGGAGUAAUAGGGGCUGUCUUCUUCUUCGCGAUGACUCUCGGCCCUCAGCCGUACUACUGGCCCAACACGCGAAAAAUCAGCUUCGGCAACUCGCCGCCCAUAGCCACCCGUGCCGGAUACAUGGCCUUGGCAUGCAUGCCGUUCCUGUUCGUCCUCGGCGCCAAAGCAAACCCGGUUUCCGCCCUCACCGGGAUCUCUCACGAGAAGCUCAACAUCUGGCACAACUGGGUCGCGUGGGCCAUGUUCGUCCUGGCACUCGUCCACACGUUCCCGUUCAUCGUGUUCCACGUCUGGAAGGGAGACAUCGUGAUGCAGUGGAACGACGGGGGAACGUGGGUCACCGGCGUCGUCGCGCUCCUGGCCCAAGCCUGGCUGACAAUCAUGUCGAUUCGUUGGAUUCGAGACCGGUAUUACGAGUUCUUCAAAGCCACUCACCUCCUCGCCGCGGCCGUCUUCUUCGUCUUCUUCUUCAUUCACUGCGACUUCCGCCUGACGUCGUGGGACUACUUCAUCGCAACGGCCGUCCUGUAUUCCCUCUGCUUCUUUUACGCCCAGACCAGGACCUUCAUGGAGCACGGCGUCCGCCGCGCUCGGCUGUCCCUUAUAACGCCAAGCUGCCUUAUGGUCGUCGUGGAGACCGACACGCGGUGGACACCGGGCCAGCACGUCUACCUCCGGUUCCUGACGGCCGGCGUCCACGCGCUCACCGCGCAUCCCUUCACCAUAUGCUCCGUGCCGCGCCGCGGAGAGAAGAGCGAGAUGGUCUUCUACGUCCAGCCCAGGAAGGGGGUAACCGGUCGACUGGCCGGGAUUGCAGCAAAGGCCCCCGGAGUUUCGGUUCCUGUGCUCCUCGACGGACCGUACGGUGGGGUGACGGCUCGGUGGUUUUCCGGAUUUGAUCGGACAUUGGUGGUAGCCGGCGGCGCCGGUGCGGGAUUCUCCCUCCCGAUCAUCGAGCAUUUCCUCCAAUCAAGUCGCAACAACAAGUCGGAGAGUGAGAUGACAGUCGUCAUCGCCACUCGCGACCCGAACUUUAGAGAGUGGUACUGUGAGGCCCUCGAGUCCGCGGUCGUACGACAGCAAAAUGCCAGCGACACCAAGUCGCCAAGGGUGUCCAUCCACUAUCACGAAACUGAAUGCUCUGUGUCGAAUGAUUCGGGCUCUUCAGAACCUGGCACGUCAAUAAAAGCGCCCACCAAGACCGUCGAAAAGGAGCCUGGUGCAGAAGACGCCGAUUGUUGGGUAUCGGACUCUGGGUCCGUCAGCCUUCGAAGAGCCGCCGGGCGGCCCGACAUUCUCUCGCUAGCCAGGCGCACCAUGGAGAAUGAAGGAAGUGUCGGAGUGCUAGCCUGUGGACCUGCGCCCAUGGUCUUCGACGUAGGACGAGCUGCCGCCGAGGGACAGAGACGCAUACUCUCCGGCGGGCGUGGCGCGAGCGAGGUCUGGUUUUACAAGGAAAGCUUCUCGUAUUGACCCGGUCAUGGGUUUCAUUCAGGGGGCGCGUCACCCAAAGUCCAAUACGUACAGAAGAAGCCAAGCCCUGGUUUGCAAGUCUAAGAGACGCACGCAGGUUGGCGGGCGCUGAUAGACCGGAUGUGAUGCACGUCAGCUUCCCAGCACCCUUUCAUAGGCUUGUGAGACAGACAUGCUGCCACAUACUUCUUUUUUUAGCCGUGUAUCAGUCAAAAGGGGCAGUGUGGUGGCAAAUUGCGGUGUACAGGCAGACCAGAGUCUCUUUUUCCGGGACUGGGGAGUGGCCAGAGGAAGCUCGUGUGCGAGAUGCGAACUGCGGUAAUUGUUGCAUCGACCGUUGAGGGAUUCCAGGAUAGAGAAAAUGGGUCUUUUGUGAAUGCCAGCGGCGAAAAUCUUCAAUACUCUUGUGUUUUUGAGCUUUUAACUACUUGUAUGUAGUCUUGUGUCUUUAGAAUGUUGGCUCUCUCUCAUCUUCCGGCAACAGAAUCCAUGUCUGCUUCUCGGCAAUACCCCAACAAAGACGCAGUGUUACCACAUUGCUACGCAAUUACCUGUAGGCAGAGAAAAUGGAGUCAUAUCAUUGGCGUUGCCUCACCCUUGAC